This is a messenger RNA of Osmerus eperlanus (European smelt), 8409 nucleotides long. RefSeq names its product nuclear factor I/C (gene nfic). Lineage: Eukaryota; Metazoa; Chordata; Actinopteri; Osmeriformes; Osmeridae. Gene Ontology annotation, biological process: regulation of transcription by RNA polymerase II. Bases 880 to 2397 code for a protein of 505 amino acids. Gene Ontology annotation, molecular function: DNA-binding transcription factor activity, RNA polymerase II-specific; RNA polymerase II cis-regulatory region sequence-specific DNA binding. Gene Ontology annotation, cellular component: nucleus. The record is from RefSeq and is a predicted model, not a curated record. The transcript is spliced from 11 exons.
CGAAACUUUAUUUGACGCUUACUGUAGCAGGCUGACCCCAAAAGACCCUACCACUGAAUGAGACAACUCCUCUUAUUCAACGCAAUUUCGUCAAAAUGACCUUCACCAUGAUACCUAUGCUGUUGUAUAUUUUGGAAUCGGACCGUACCGGUUAAGGGUUGAUAUAAGUCGAUGCGGGGGUUAACAGCUUUUGCGCAGACCGUUUUCCGUUGUUCUGAUGCAGGGAUUUCUAUUGACACUGUGAGUUACCUGGAUGACACAAAACAGACUGAAGUUGUUGCACCAGCAGUUUAUCAGCAAGCCAGCCUGACCGAGCGGACAGCACCAACCGGGGUGCGGGGAGAGGCUCUGCCACGGUAGGGGACCGCGUAGCCUAUACAUUGCAAGGAAUACAUUGUCUGCCGUCCUGCCAAAGCAGUUGCGGAAGCGUUCGCUCCCGGUUCAUCUAUCCCACCUCUCGCUUUUUCAACGGUAGGAUUGGGACCGAAAUGGACGCAAUGAAUCAAUUCUUCUUCUUUAAAUUCUCUGGGAUGGGCUAUUCCCAUAACGUCAUUUCAACUCCCUCUUUACAUUUUUUCAUUAUUUGACCCCCCCCCCCAACACACACACUCACACACACAUUUCCUAAAUGGAGCAGAUUGCCCGAGCGUUUCCACCACGGUGUUUCGGCUUUUGAUUUGAACUUCAGAUCACUUUACACUAUUUUAAGUGUUGAACUUCGUACGUGUCAUUAUUUUCUGGACGUUGACAAGCGGAUGUUCAGGCACAAGUCGACCGACGCGCUGGAACGUUUCUGGUGAUGCCAGUGAAGUGUUAAAGAAUAACUCGAACUUGUCUAUCCUUCGGCACUGGAUUAAACUUCCCACAUUCCUUUUCGCUAUGAUGUAUUCGCCUCUCUGUCUCUCCCAGGAUGAAUUCCACCCCUUCAUCGAGGCCCUGCUGCCUCACGUCCGCGCCUUCGCCUACACCUGGUUCAACCUGCAGGCGCGCAAGCGCAAGUACUUCAAGAAGCACGAGAAGCGCAUGACCAAGGAGGAGGAGCGCGCCGUCAAGGACGAGCUCCUGGGCGAGAAGCCCGAGGUCAAGCAGAAGUGGGCGUCGCGUCUCCUCGCCAAGCUCCGCAAGGACAUCCGGCCCGAGUUCCGCGAGGACUUUGUGCUCGCCAUCACGGGGAAGAAGCCGCCCUGCUGCGUGCUGUCCAACCCCGACCAGAAGGGCAAGAUGAGGCGUAUCGACUGCCUCCGCCAGGCCGACAAGGUGUGGCGGCUGGACCUGGUGAUGGUCAUCCUGUUCAAGGGGAUCCCGCUGGAGAGCACGGACGGCGAGCGGCUGAUCAAGGGCGGUCAUUGCUCCAGCCCCAUCCUCUGCGUCCAGCCGCACCACAUCAGCGUGUCGGUCAAAGAGCUGGACCUGUACCUGGCGUACUUUGUGCAGGAGAGAGAAUCAGAGCAGAGCAGUAGUCCUCGGACAGCUGUUGGCUCAGAUCAGGAGGACAGUCGAGCUGCUACCAUGGCAGACACACCAGAGUUCCAGGAGAGCUUUGUGACAUCGGGGGUGUUUAACGUGACGGAGCUCGUACAAGUGUCCAGAACUCCGGUGGUGACGGGCGCGGGGCCUAACUUCUCUCUUGGGGAGCUACAGGGUCACCUGGCCUACGACCUCAACCCAUCAGGAGUCAGCAUGAGGAGAACUCUGCCCAGCACCUCCUCCAGCGGGAGUAAGAGACACAAGUCGGGCUCGUUGGAGGAGGAGGUGGACAGCCCAGGAGGGGAGUAUUACCCCUCCCCCAACUCCCCUGCUGGGAGCUCCAGGACCUGGCAGGACGACACCGACGGAGGCAUGUCCCCCACAGUAAAGAAGACAGAGAUGGACAGCCCUUCUCCCCAGGAGAGCUCUCCUCGUCUAGGCAGCUUCACACAGCACCACCGGCCUGUGAUCGCAGUCCACACUGGGAUAUCGCGGAGCUCCUCCGCGUUGCACUUCCCUCCUUCGUCCAUCCUCCCCCAGACCACCUCCUACUUCCCGCACACGGCCAUCCGCUACCCCCCUCACCUCAGCUCGCAGGACCCCCUGAAGGACCUGAUGCCCCUGGCCUGUGACCCGUCUAGCCAGCAGCCCGGUUCCCUCAACGGCAGCGGGCAGGUCAAGGUGACCAGCUUGUCCAACUACAUCUCCUCCCAGAUGCUGGCCCCUCCCCCUCCGCCUGCCAUGCCCCGCCUCUCGCUGCCCCCGGACUCCAAGGCCAGCACCACGUCCUCUGACGGGGGGGGAAACUCCCCCACUUCCCCCACGUACUCCGGCCCCGGGACGCCCCCAGCCAGUCGCUCCUUCGUAGGACUCGGCCCUCGAGACCCAGCUGGACUCUACCAGACUCAGUCCUGGUACCUGGGAAACUAGACUCCGGUCGGAGCAGAAGCACGCCGAUGAAACACUUUAUCCGGAACCAAGGAAAAAGACACUCGGACAAGCCUGAGGAAGCUGUAUAUAAACGUUGUGUGUGUGGGUCCCGUCUGUCGAGGGUAUGUGAACACACGCAUAGGUGUUAACAUCCGGCUGCUCCGGCGACGGUGUCCGGAGGGGGAGGACGGAACGAGAGGGGGGGGGGGGGGGAGGUGAAGGGAGAGAAGGUCUGAAAGAAAUGAAGAAGGACGAAAGAGAGAGAGAGAGAGGCCGAGGACUUGGAAGAGAACCCACCCCCUCUACCCCCCUUAUUCAGGGCUGGGGGGGGCCCCCCCCCCCAGAUUGACCAUCAGGCCACACAUCACCGCCUCCCUAUCCUACCACACCUCUCUCGGACAAUGACCCCCACCCCCCCCCCCCCACACCCCCCAACCCCGCUAUCUGCAGGUGCUGCUUUCUCAUUUAUGCAAAUUAAGUAUCCUUUUUUCCUCCCACCCCCCAAUCAACAAGAAAGAGAGAUGGAUGGAGAGAGACGGACGGCAAGGUAGACACGUACAGGAUAGAGAGACAGAGAGAUGGAGAGAGAGAGAGAGGGAGAGAGAAAGAGAAAGAGGGAGAGGUUAGAGCGAGAGAACGAGGGGGUCGGAGAGAGAUUCUUUCUCUCCGGGACACGGACGGAGUUACUGACAAUCACGGACGAAUUUCGGUCAGUUUGCAGCUCGGGGCGUGGCUAUGGGUGGUGGUGGUGGUGGUGGGGGGGGGGCAGUUUGUUGUUGAGGCGGAAGAUGUAACCGAUGUAUCCGAGCCUGCGGUGUGUGUGUGUGUGUGCUUGCAUGUGUGAACGUGUGUUUCAGCACGCGCCAGGUGAGGUUCUCUUGUUUGAUGUGUGCAUUCGAGGGCAGGUGGCGUUGACGGGGGGGCGGGUCACUGUUCUCCUUCUACUUCCUGUCGGCCCCUCUGUUGGAGUCAUCAGAGAGCGACGCCACGCAGCUCAAGGACUCCCCCUCCUCUCAGUGCUCUUCCCCCACGGGGCUUCCUUUUCAGCUUCCUCCUGGCGUGUGAUUGGUGGAUGGGGACAGGUAUCCUGGCAUGUGAUUGGUGGAUGGGGACAGGUAUUCGUGAUUGGCGGAUGAUGACAGGCAUUUGAUGACGAGCGUUUGGAUUUUUGGGGGGGUUAUAGGCAUUGUGUAUAGCGGUUGAGCACAGGUGUGCGAUUGGUGGAUGAACGCAGGCUUGUGAUUGGUCUUGAGUCUGACCUGUCCAUCCAAGCAUGUAGAGAGGUACUGUAGAUAUGGGUGUACAUAUUGCUAAUAAAGGUCAACAUUUGUAGGGAUUUUUUUUCUCCAUCGUUUUAUCAAUACCCAGUGCUAACCCUUCUGGCUUUGUGAUGAGUGACAGUCAUUCCGGAAAGUUCUAGAGACAGAGCCGCUUGGAAGAGUCACAACAAGCGUAUAUAAUGCAUGGUGCUUUGUAGACCCAGCCCAUCUACACUGCUGGGUCUACCGGACAGGCACUAGAGACCUGAGAUACCUGCAUGAUCUCUCUCUUACUGCAGUUGAACCUCCAUCCCUCCAUCUCGCUGUCCGGCCUGCCCUCCACCCCUCCACCCCUCCUCUCCCAUCCCUUGAUCCCGAGCUCAUCGUGUCGUCUCUUCCUCCCUGCGUCCCUCCACUACUUAUCCCCUCCUCUAUCCUUUUAUCGCUGUCCCCGAAUUCCACCUCUCCGUCCUUCCAUCCGUCCUUCUAUCCCCUCCAUCCAUCUAUCCCCUGCUCCCUCCUUCCCUCCAUCCAUCUAUCCCCUGCUCCCUCCUUCCCUCCAUCCUUCUACCCCUCCACCUGUCAGCCCCUCCGCCCUUCCAUCCCUCCGUCAUGCAUCGCUCCCUCCACUCCUCAUCAGGAAGUGAAAGAGGGAGUUGUGGGGACUCCUUUUCUCUUCUUAACUUGUACUUGCACGGUAUUUUAUAAAACACAAGAUGUGCCUUGCCUUUCGUUAGCAACAGUAUUAUUAAUCGAAAAAAAUAUUAUUAAUUAUGUUCUUUAUGGUUUUAACUGGCAACAGUGGGUAAGCUAUAACACGAUGUUGGGAUUGGGUGAACCGUCACACGGACCAGGCUGGUGCUCGGAUGGGGUGAAAUGUCACAUGACCAGGCUGGUGCUCUGAUGGGGUGAAAUGUCACAUGACCAGGCUCGGGUUGAUGAUUGGAUGUAGUUGGUACUGAAUGGUGUUGAUUUAAGUUUGGCUUCUGGUUUUACAGUAUGUAAUGUACAGUUAAACCAAUUGGUUUUGAAGUGGCCACAUGCUCGAGUUAAACUUAUUUUGAAUGACAUGAAUAUGCAUUCAUAUUAACGCAUGCACUAAACCUGUUUCUUGUACCCUCGUCAAGUUUUAUAGUUAUUGUUAUUAUUAUAGUAUUAAGAUUGCUACACUUUGGACACAGUGAAACUGUGUAUAAAUACUUUUAGUAUAUCAGUCAAAGACUAAGUGUAUAUAAAAUGUUUUCUUUUUCUUGAGUGUGUAUCCAAUACGGUGUUUUUGCCUGUAUUUGGCCUGUGGCCAAGCCACAUAGUGCUCCAUGGGACAUGUGCGAGAGGAUUGUUCCAGAAAAAUAGACCAACCUCACACGAGGGUCUGUCACACGUUGAACUUUGACCUUUGACAACGGAGAAUCAAGCUUCCCUCGCUAUCAAACAAACGGCACCAGAUGCAUUUGCAGCCUCUUUGCCAAUCAAUUCUGUUCAAUUCAGUCCAUUGAUUUUUGUUCUUCUUUUUUUCUCUCUCACCAUACUUCUACAUCUAACCAUUGCGCGUUUUGCCGAUUUGCAUGUGAGCUUCAAGGUGUCAACCCCCCCCCCCCCCUACCAGGGUAUUUGCACUAGAAAACCUUGUUUUUCACUGUUCCGCUUUUAAGGAAAUGUAUUUAAAAGACGUGCUUCUGUGGAAAUAUUGCCAAAAACUGAACCUUUGUGAUGUACAGUUGAUGAGAGGGAACGAGAGAGAGAGAGAGAGAGAGAGAGAGAGAGAGAGAGAGAGAGAGAGAGAGAGAGAGAGAGAGAGAGAGAGAGAGAGAGUGGGAGAGAUGCAGGGAGAAAAAGAUAGAAAGAAAGGGAGAAAGUGAUAGAGGGAGGGAGGGAGAAAACCUAGACAUGGAUCUUGUCAUGAUAGUACUCUCUGUUUUUGCUGUACGCCCCGCUUGAGUCCCUGUUGCUCUCAGGCGGUCUGGCUGAGAGCCACGUCUCUCUGGGCUUCCUUCUAGAAGGAUCUGCUGUGGGCCGUUGUAGUUAGAGGACCAGUCAUUGAGACAAACUGCACUUAUGGAAAGAUCGAUCCGUCUCAGCUGUUGGAGUGUGGGAGGAGUGGGUAUCCAUCUGUCUGAUUGUUAGAGUAUGUGGUGUGUGUGUGCGUGUGUGUAGGAGGAGUGUGCUAAAUGAGGUUAGGUCCAUGGUGUGUGGAAGUUGCUGUGGUCUGUGGAUGUGUUGGUUUCAAUGAGGUGAGGUGGACUGGGAUUGGCUGGUCCAGAGACUGGCCCAGUGCUGCUGAUUGUAAAGGGUGUGAGUGUGUUUGGGGGGCAGCAGGGGGGGAUGUUGGGUGGGGUGUGUGUGUUUGUGUGUGUGUUGGAGGAGCUAGGGUGUGUGUGGAAGGGUGGUGGCUGUGAGGAGGUGGGGUGGGGGGGGAUUCACGUCAUGAAGUUCUGAGGCAGGGUCAGAAGAUACUAGGUUAGACCCCUCCAGGGGAGAUCCAGAGAUCCACAUCCCUUCCCUCCCCAGAUGGGAGUGGAUCCGCCCUCGGUGGCUGGGUGGCUCUGCGCUGGCAGCCAACCAGAGAGCCUGACUCCUACCCCACCUCCUGACCCCCUCACCAACAUGUUUUUUUACUAUCUGAAGUCCAGCGGAUUUGAGUCACAACCACUGACGUAAGCAGAGGGUCCCCUAGCCUGACUGGAUAAGGGUGGCAGUGAGGGGGAAAUGUGUGUUGACAGCUCAUGCAUGUGUGAGAGAACCACACUUGUAUGCUCACGUUGUGAAUCAAGCCCAUUUCGAUGUACGAUAUGUUGUCUUAAAGGUCCAAUGACGCGCUCGCGAGAAAUGACUGAAUGUUUUCGAAUUGAUUACAUUUUAUGACACAACCCAGAUUCUGAUUGUCCCAGGUCAUUCUAAUACGGGCAGCAAUGUGAUGUCAUAACGACACGACAGAAUACUAGUUCAAUGUUUUUACAAAGGCGGAUCUUUAUUGAGAACAUACAUGUUCUACAGCUAAAAGGAUAGAAAUUUGAGUAUUUUAACAAUCCACAAUAUUGUGUGGAAGCAAAAUUUUAAAACAUAAACAGAGAUACUUUUUGUGUCUUGGCAGGCUUGCAUGUCGUGACAGUGGACCUUUAAAUGUGUUGAAGUUCAUGUUGUAUUGAAUUGAAUAAUGAACGUGGUGUAUUUAUGCAAACUGGAGACCUUGUCUCUCCUCUAUUCUCCUGCUCUCCUUUCUCCCUCCUUUCUGGGUAAAGAUACAUUAAGCACAGAGUGGAGGCCACACCCCUCAAAGAGGGAAGCCACACCCCCAUCUUGAGGCCCCGCCCUCAAUGAGAAGACAAUUCUACGAGUUGUCAGGAUUAAUAGGCUAAGUUCUGGACUGUUCACAUAGUUAAUUUAGUGCACAUGGUGUUUUAACUUGGUCACCCUUCCUUUGGUUCUUUGUGUCCUACUUUCAACAAACCAGCAAAAGCAAAAGUUUCAUAAUAUGUGAAAACUGAAUACUGAUACCAAAAAUGAUUUCAACAAGCAGUGCCUGUCAUUUUACUGCUAAGUUAGUUUGAUUUCUUUUUUUUUGUGGCUAAUGACCUUGUAUGCGCUUGUGUCUGUGCUCGCGGCUGCGUGUUCUGGAUCCCGCUGUCACAGACCUUAAGUAGACGCCCAGGUACCUCACAGGCCUAUAGCAGCGGCCCUUACAGCUAGCAGGGAACCCACGAGCCAAUAGCAGUUGUCCUAACACAGGUACAGAGAUGAGAAGCCAUACAAACCAAGUGCAGUUAUGGAAGGCAUGGUACGGCCGGCCCUCCUGAACACUCAUUGGCUGGUGGAGACCAGGAAGAGGGAUUCAGGCAGAUGUCCAGGAAGGACCUCUUUCUUGUCUUGGUCCUGAACUGCUUUGCCUCACCUUGGUUCCUGCCUCUGUCCAGCGACUGGUUCUCCUCAGCUCAGCUCACCCCAGGCAGGCCCUGUCUCUGUGUGGUCAACUCUGCAUAUGCAACCGUGUCAUUGGUUUUAAGUCCUCCGGUAUAAAACACCGCCCUCCUGCGCCAACCCUUGCUUUUCGGUGGCGUAGCUGGCUGAGGCGGGGUUAACGAGAGGUGGUCGGGCGCGCGCAUGAGUCAGAGCACCCUGGUUCAAGCCCCCGGAAUGGGCGAGAAAGGGUGGAUGUACUGACGAGCGGCGCCAUGCCACCUGUUCCACGUGGUUGCUGUUGUAGGGGUUGAGGUGGGGAGGAUUCAGAAGUCAGCGCAUCUAAAUGCAGUGUUCAAAUAUUAGGAUAUUUUUGUUUUUCUUUUUGUCAAAUUAUACUUUUGUCAUUAUACAGAUAUUACCAUAGUAACGCAGUAUAUCGCUUGCUUGCAGUACAAGACAUUGCUACAAUCUUCACACCAGAGCAUGCACCUAUGUGCUCUCCUCAAACAGUAGAGUGGGUAAAAAGAAAAAGAAAAAAAUACACUUUUAAAAAUAAACACACGUUUUUAUUCCAACAAAUCACUUUAAAUUGCUUGUUCCCCCCCCCCCCCCCCCCCCCCGUUUUAAAGGAGUGUAUUAUCAGCAAAAGUCGGUACUCUGCUAAUUGUUUGCAAUCAUUCUGAUACUGGAGGACAUCAUUUUUACCUGGUGUGGGGGAGAUCUUCAGCUUAGACAGUAUUUCAUAAUGACUGUAUUCAGCCAUCGCUGUUAGCAAACGCUCAUGAGUUCAUGACAGGAAGUAUGUUUCCCUAUGCAAAAUGUACGAAAAUAAACAAGCUAUGCCAGAAUGCAGAAA